This is a messenger RNA of Theobroma umbraticum, 1452 nucleotides long. Its product is annotated as protein SAWADEE HOMEODOMAIN HOMOLOG 1-like. Gene Ontology annotation, molecular function: chromatin binding. Lineage: Eukaryota; Viridiplantae; Streptophyta; Magnoliopsida; Malvales; Malvaceae. The record is from RefSeq and is a predicted model, not a curated record.
UCCAUUUGAUUUUACGCUGCAAAGCAAAGCCUCUCCUCUACUGUUACACUCCAAAGGCUCGAGCCUUUCCCAUAGCCCAAAAGAGUAAAGGCAAUACUAAAGAAUUGAAUUCUAGACUCAGCACUGCAAAGGCGCUUAAACUGGCACUCUCUGUACAACACACAGUCUGAAACUUUAAAGGCGUUAGGGUUUUCCGAAUUGUAUUAAAUGUAGAGAUUCCCUAAUCCCCAAUCGUUUCCCAAUAGCCCCCACUAGUUUAUAGAGGGAAAGCUUUAAAAGUUUCUAUUUUGGGAAAAAAAAGGAAAAAAAAAUCUGUUUUUGGAGUGUUUGAUGGACCGUCUCCGCCCAAGACAGAGACAGAGGCCUGUUUUCUCUGGAUUUACAAAAGCUGAGAUUGAGAAGAUGGAGAAAUUUUUAAUGGAAUCAAGAGAGCUGUUGCAGAGCAAGGAGUUUUGUCAAAAAAUUGCAAGAAGUUUUAAUUCAUCCUCAGGUCGUGCUGGCAAACCUAUCGUUAAAUGGGCUGAGGUACAAAGCUGGUUCAUAGCUAGGCAGCAAGAAAGCACAUCCAAAAAUGAGUCCAAAAUCCCUGAAACUUGCCCUCUAAAUGAUGGACAUCAAAGUACACAGAUUCUUAAAGGAGUAGUUUCAAAAGUCGGAGAAAAGGUCCCAGAUAUAUCAGAACUAGAAUUCGAGGCAAAGUCAUCAAAAGAUGGUGCAUGGUAUGAUGUUGAUAACUUUCUCACUCACCGAUUUCUUAGUUCUGGUGAAACGGAAGUUCGUGUUAGAUUUGUUGGAUUUGGGGCUGAGGAGGAUGAAUGGGUUAAUGUAAAGGAGGCACUACGUGAGCGAUCCAUUCCAUUUGAACAUACAGAAUGUCACAAGGUGAAAGUUGGAGAUCUUGUAUUAUGCUUGCAGGAGAGAAGAGACCAAGCAAUCUACUAUGAUGCUCACAUCAUGGAGAUUGAAAGGAAAAUGCAUGACAUAAGAGGUUGCAGGUGUCUCUUUUUGAUUCGAUAUGAACACGAUGGCUCUGAGGAGAGAGUUCGCUUGAGGAGACUCUGUUUUAUUCCAAGCCAACAAAUCAGAUAGUUUGUACAAGGAUUCUGACUUAUCUUCUAUCUGUCCAUCACAAUUUUGCAUUUUUUAACCAGGUGGGGUAGAUUCAUUACUGAUGGUUUCUUGAACGAGAGAGUUACAAAUAUGUAAAUCUGUCGGUCUUGACAGCAUCCUGCAAGCAUUGAGAAAUAUUACAUAAAUGGAGCCGAUUUCAAAGGAAUUAAUACCCCCAAGUGCCCAACCAGCCAAUGCAAGUACGCUAUUCUUAUAAGAGUUUUUCAAAAGGAAGAUUCUAACUUUUACUCAUACACUAAUUAAUGAUACAGAAGAAUGACUAACAUUAAUCUCAAACUUGUAAGCAGCAAGAUGUACCACUGUUAACAUGGCACAUUAUAU